Molecule: messenger RNA, 1275 nt
Organism: Theobroma cacao (cacao)
Lineage: Eukaryota; Viridiplantae; Streptophyta; Magnoliopsida; Malvales; Malvaceae
Gene: RABA4D
Product: RAB GTPase homolog A4D
Molecular function (GO): GTP binding; GTPase activity
Source: RefSeq, a predicted model, not a curated record
AAGUCGCAAUAGGCAAAAACCGUUAAAUGGGUCCCGCACUGACCGUUGGUGUUGGCUUUCUCCUUCACCUCUUAACAGAAAGCCUUUCAAUAAAUCCACCAUGAACAGAAGCCUCUGAUCUUUCUUCCUCUUCCUCCUCCUUCCUCAAACCCUAACCCUAACCCUAAUUUCCUGUUUUCCAUCGUCACCUCUUCCCACUGCCCCACAAUUCGCCCUUUUUCCCUCCUCCACAUUUUUGUCUUGAUCUUAUGAUAGUGCCAUGCAAAGCUUCAUUUCUUAUGUUUACCAGAUCCGCAUGAUUAAUCUUAACCGCCUUUUCUGUGUGAUUUAGUUAUUGUGUUUUAUCAUCGAAAUAACCUGUGGGUUUUGAGUGGUGGAUCAAUUCGAGAGGGGAAUUUUGAUUGGGUGGUGACCAUGUCAAACUUUUAUGGGGAUUACAAUCAAAAGAUUGAUUAUGUAUUCAAAGUGGUGUUGAUAGGCGAUUCAGCAGUUGGAAAAUCUCAGCUUCUGGCACGUUUCGCGAGGAACGAAUUCAGUGUGGAUUCAAAAGCCACAAUUGGUGUUGAAUUCCAGACUAAAACACUUGCCAUUGAUCACAAGACUGUUAAAGCACAGAUUUGGGAUACUGCUGGCCAAGAAAGGUAUAGGGCGGUGACAAGUGCAUACUACAGAGGAGCAGUAGGAGCGAUGUUAGUGUAUGACAUGACCAAGCGCCAAUCGUUUGACCACAUGGCAAGGUGGCUAGAGGAAUUGAGGGGGCAUGCUGAUAAGAAUAUCGUAAUCAUGCUUAUUGGCAACAAGUGUGACUUGGGAAGUCUGAGAGCAGUGCCAACUGAAGACGCACAAGAGUUUGCUCAAAGAGAGAACCUGUUCUUCAUGGAGACAUCAGCACUGCAAUCCACCAACGUUGAAACUGCAUUUUUGACAGUUCUAACAGAGAUAUAUCGAAUCAUCAGCAAGAAAACCCUUGCUGCUAAUGAUGAGCUAGAUCCCAAUGGCAAUUCAGGUCUUCUUAAGGGAACCCGGAUUAUUGUUCCCAAUCAGGAGCUGCAAACAGAAAGGAAAGGUGGCUGCUGUGGAUGAUCCUAAUUCUAACAGGCCUGCUUUUUUCUUUUUUUCCAAACUUUGUUUUGAUACUUUAUUUUUUGCCAGACUUUUUGAUUUGUUAAUUUAGGUUCUUUUUUGUAAUUCUUAAGAAAAGCAUAUCAGUAUUUUUUAGGAAAGGUUAUUCAUAUUCUCGGGUGACAAGAAUGACGUAAUGUUGAUUAAUUAACU